UGAUUGGUCGAUUCGCACUGAUUGUUGAUGGAGGCACUCUACGAGAGACAGCGACACCACCCGCCUGUGUCGGCAUGUCCUGACCUCGCUCGCGUCCGCACGGCCAACGCAGAUUUCCAUCUCUAUGUGGGUUCGGCGGAUGCAGCCAAGAACUCGUUAUUGAUGCAAGAGCGUGGAAUUGGCGCAGUGCUUGCGCUUGGCACCAAAGCUCUGUCGACUGCGACGACAAUCGUCAUCGACAUCCUGGACAUGGAAGAAGCGUUCCUGAUGCAGCACUUCGACCAAUGCUUCAGCUUUUUGAAACUUCAAGAGCAACACCACACCCCAACGUUGGUGCAUUGUGCGUAUGGCCAGUCUCGUAGUGCGGCCAUUUGCGUUGCUUUUCUCAUGCACCACGAGCACCUGUCCCUCCGGGACAGCUACGACCGCGUUCAAGCGGCCCGACCGUGCAUCUACAUCAACUCUGGUUUCCUGGCGCAGUUGGAGUUGUUUGAGGCCAUGCAAUGCCACCUUGUCGGAACAUCUUCGGCACACGCAACGUACCGAUUGCGAUAUGCUUACGAACGCCGGCUUCGAGGUGGGAGUGUGGCCAUGGUGUCACAGCUUGCAGUGGACGUCACCUCUGGCGCAAAGAAAAUCUAUUGUAAAAAGUGCAAUUUGCACUUGGGAAGUCACGACAAUAUCGUUCAUCACAACCACAAAAAUCUUAACCACGCGUCCAGUUGCGGCGUGCUGCACGUUGAACCCCUCGCCUGGAUGCAACUGGAGCCUGACGCGGGAAAGCUCACGUGUCCUCGGUGCAACUCCAAAGUCGGCCAGCAUAGCUGGAUGGGAGUCAAGUGCGUUCAAGGCACAUUCAGUCAGCCAGCUAUCCAGCUCUCGACUGCAAAGGUCGAAUCUCGAUGACCAUCAAGACAGCAUGACCAAUACUCCAUGUGAUAUUGACGUUCCUGGGAAAAUGAUAACGAUCAUGGGGACAACGACUCGACGGCGUGCACAUCGUCGUCUGUGAACUGACGAGAACGACCGACCUUGUCGUCCGAAAACUUGACGCCUUCUUGAGCGAGGAGUGUUCGCUUGUCGUUCAAAUCGUUGCAUGCGGGGUCCGUGGAUCCUACAGCUUGACUUCCAUCAUGUCCGAGACGUCGUAUACAAACCUCGAAACCCAUGAAGGCUCCUGGUAGCCGAAACGACGCGAUGACAAGGGACUUGUGGGGCAAAUGGAUUUCGCUAGAACACCACUGACUCGAUCAGCCGACAAUUCUUGACUAACAACACCACGAAGCAAUACUCGUAGCGCUUGGCCAACACCUCGAGGUCCAGAAUGGAUGGCCUUGGCCACCGCUCCGUACGUGGCAACUUUUCCCGCUGGAAUCUACAAACUUCCUUCACAAUUUGCGUGCUCAGAUAAUCGACGACUUACGCGGCUGAUGAGCUUGUACACCUUGAUGUCUAGAAUACAUUGUGAGUUCGAUAGAGCGAAGCGUGCGACC
Messenger RNA from Aphanomyces invadans, 1493 nucleotides. RefSeq lists its product as hypothetical. Gene Ontology annotation, molecular function: protein tyrosine/serine/threonine phosphatase activity. Lineage: Eukaryota; Oomycota; Saprolegniomycetes; Saprolegniales; Verrucalvaceae. The coding region runs from base 28 to 906 and encodes 292 amino acids. The transcript has 6 exons. Gene Ontology annotation, biological process: protein dephosphorylation. The record is from RefSeq and is a predicted model, not a curated record.